AUGGAUAAUUCUUAAUACUUGUAAUCUCUUUUGGACAAUAUCGACAACGAUCAAGGUUACCACAAGAUCCGAGAAUACGGACGAACCUAUGGAUUCCACAAUAUAUAUUACAGAAGACUGAUAUGGACCAAACUAUUAGGAAUAGAUCAACAAUUACCUUACCAGGAAAAGGAAAAAUGUCUACAACAUGAUCAAUUAUUGAAGGAUGUCAAUCGCUCGUUGAAUACUAUAACACAAGUCAAAAACUUCAAAGAAAUAGAUCAAUUGAGAAAAUGCUUAAUGGACGUACUUGACACCAUUUUCAGCCACUACCCUAACUACUCCUACUAUCAAGGCUAUCAUGAUGUUGUAUCAGUCUUGAUACUGGUCUUAGGAGUAGAACAAGGUUACAGAGCAUCCGUUUAUGCUGCUUAGCACUUCUUCAAAGAUUACUUAGACCAAGAAUUAUCUACUACGAUCACUCCACAAUACCAAUUCAUUAGAAUUCUCCUAUUGCGAUUCUCUAAAGACACUAACAAUCAAAAACUCAAUGGUAUAAUGACAAUCAUCGAACACCCCACUUGUGUCAUUCCAUGGAUCCUAACAUGGUUUUCUCAUUCCUUGGAAAAUAUCAAUGACAUCUCUAGAGUUUGGGAUUUCCUAUUCUGUUCCUCAUAAAAUACAAUCCUGUAUAUCUGUGCAGCAUUUAUUGCCAUCCAUCAUGAAACCUUAGAAGUGACAGAUGAAGAUGAUCUUGUUGGAGAAUUUUAAGACUUUUUUUAAAAUCUUAAUAAUAAAGAAAGAAUUUAAGAUAUUAGACUAGAGAGUGUGUUGUAAUUAGCAUACAUGUUGGAGGAUAAAUACAAGUUUGAACCAAUCUGCCAAUAAGAAAAUAUUUAGUUUUCAUAGAAUUCUAUUGUGUACUAACACAACUUCAAAUCUUAAUUAUCAUAUUACAAUUCCUCAGAUAAACUAUAUAAAUCAAUCCCAAAAAAAGUAAUCAAUUACAUCCAUGACAAAUCAGAUAUCAUAUUAAAUAUAGGUGGAGCCGCUUUAACUUAUCUUAUUCAAUAUUAUAUAGUUAAAAUUUGA
Messenger RNA from Paramecium tetraurelia, 1071 nucleotides. RefSeq lists its product as uncharacterized. The transcript has 4 exons. Gene Ontology annotation, cellular component: endoplasmic reticulum membrane. Gene Ontology annotation, molecular function: GTPase activator activity. The record is from RefSeq and is a predicted model, not a curated record. Gene Ontology annotation, biological process: endoplasmic reticulum to Golgi vesicle-mediated transport; positive regulation of GTPase activity. Lineage: Eukaryota; Ciliophora; Oligohymenophorea; Peniculida; Parameciidae.